Messenger RNA from Didymella exigua CBS 183.55, 686 nucleotides. RefSeq lists its product as uncharacterized. NCBI's taxonomy places the organism in Eukaryota, Fungi, Ascomycota, Dothideomycetes, Pleosporales, Didymellaceae. Bases 269 to 532 code for a protein of 87 amino acids. The transcript is spliced from 3 exons. The record is from RefSeq and is a predicted model, not a curated record.
CCAGCAAUGGCGCCUUCUAAUACUUGACAGCCACGCCAGCCACCUCACGCCAGAUUUUUUGGAGUAUUGUGAAGCUAAACGCAUCAUAGUUAUAGUGUAUCCUCCCUAUUCAACCCACAGCUUGCAGCCGUUAGAUGUUGUGCUCUUUGCGCCGCUUUUAAAGCACUACACUGAGGAGCUUACCCAACGCCUCCAGCGAACCCAAGGCCUCUUAAGGAUCACCAAACGCGACUUCUAUAGCAACUUUUGGCCAGCUUAGAGCUCUACAAUGACUCACGAUCUUAUAUUAAAGAGUUUCCAAGCUACAGGCGUAUGGCUGAUGGACGCAGACCCACACGGCGGUGCUGUAUUCUACAGUCCCAGGAAGCUUGCCAGCGCGCGCGCGCGCAAGGCCGCAGAACUGGACGAAGCCGCGGAGCUACAACUCAAAAAAACUCGCGAUAGAGAGGCAAGAGCAGCAGAAGCAGCUCACAAAAAGCAGAAUCAAGAAGCUGCGAAGGUGGCUCAACAACAAGCCAGAAUUAAGCCGUAAGCGAAAAGCCUCACACAAAGCAGCAGAAAAUCUAGCAAAGCAUUGUUGUGGUGCGGCUGCAUUAAGUCAGGUUAACGCUGGUCCGCCUGAGGCGUCUCCCCCACCCAAAUUUAGCAGAAACAUCUGCCAACUCAAGACGCCAGCAAGAUUAAAG